Molecule: messenger RNA, 539 nt
Organism: Antrostomus carolinensis (chuck-will's-widow)
Lineage: Eukaryota; Metazoa; Chordata; Aves; Caprimulgiformes; Caprimulgidae
Gene: PLEKHB1
Product: pleckstrin homology domain containing B1
Exons: 5
Biological process (GO): regulation of cell differentiation
Cellular component (GO): membrane
Source: RefSeq, a predicted model, not a curated record
GCUCCAUCCUGCGCCGCUGGAAGAGAAACUGGUUUGUCCUCUACCUGGAUGGCAGCUUGGUUUACUACCACGACGCGACGCAGCGCGACAUGGACGGCCGGAUCCACGUCAAAUACAGCUGCCGGGACGUCAGGACCGGCCGUGAGUGCAGAGACGUGCAGCCUCCCGAGGGGAAGAACCGCGACUGCCUGCUGACCCUGGUGCUGCGGGACGGCUCCAAGACGACCCUGUGCGCUGAGAGCGAGGACGACGCUGUUGCCUGGAAGAUGGCCGUGCUGGAGGCUAAAGCCACCCCGGUGCACGUCUACGACCCCUACGAUGACGAUUACUACCAGACAGUUCCUCUGGACUCCCACCAGACUGCCUACAUCAGCUCCGGCCACUACGGCCACCAGUACGGAGCUCCCGGGGUGACCCACGUCAUCGUGCGCGAGGAUCCUUACCGGGUCUCUGGGGACCAGAUGGCUCUGGGGCUGCUGGCGGGGGCGGCCACCGGCGCUGCCCUGGGCUCCUUCAUGUGGAUGCCGUGUUGGUUUUAA